AUGGCGAUUAAAAAAGGCGGUGGUAAGAAACUGUCAUCGGGCAAGAAGCAGAAGCACGGUUUCGUGCGCGCCAGCAGCUCACGUGGCGGUAAUCCAUUUGAUACACGCAGCAAUGCCACUAAACAAAAGCACGUCGUCAUUGGACGUCGUGUUAAAGGCACAGGCCGAAACGUAUUGGCCGCACGUGCUGAAGCCGAACGCAAGCGUCACAAGACGCUCGGCGUCGAGUUUAAAGCCCGUAACAAGAGCAACGUGUUUAAGGACAAACGUCUCGGUGAACAGGACCCAACACUGUCUAUGGAGGAUAAGAUGAUGGCUCGAUUUCAGACGGAACGCAAGCGUAAGAUGCGUAACGCGUCGACAUUUGCACUUCACGACUCUGACUCGGAACAAGAAGAAAAUGAGAACGCGCUGUUCUUGACGCACAAAGGAACGAAAAUUACCGACGAUGAUUACGAUAUACUCAAUGGCGACAGGUUGUCGGACGAGGAGGAGGAGGAUGAGGAAGGAAGGAAGAUGGACAGGGAUAUUGUCAAUAAACUCCACUUUGGUGGUGGCAAAGGAGACGCCGAUGCACCAGAAACUCAAGAAGGAGGUGGGAAGAGGAAGACACACAAAGAAGUGAUGCAGGAAGUUAUGAUGAAGGCAAAACUGUACAAGGCGGAGCGGCAGAAAAACAAAAAUUCACAAGAAGAUGCGACGGACAAACUGGAUCAAGGGUUUGCAGAUCUGCGUGGUUUGCUCGAGUUCCGUCCUACGCGUGCCAAUGGCAAGGAUGUGAUACCAGUGCAGAUGGACGACUUUGACAAAUUGACGCGGGAACUUGUCUAUGAGGCCAAAGCCAAAGCGACGGAGCGACGAAUGUCACCGGAGGAGGCUGCUGCAAAGGAACGUGACCGUCUUGCUCAGCUUGAAAAGAAGCGUGUGCUACGUAUGCACGGCGCUGACACUGACGACAUUGACAGCGACGACGCAGGAAAGCGCAAGAGCAAGAAGGACAAGAAAAAAGCUAGUAAAGGAAAAACGCCGCAGCUUAUCAUGAUGCCACCUACUGAUGAUGAUCUGACUGACGCAUACGCGAUUGAUGAUCGUUUUGCCGCCGAUGCUGAAGAAGAAAAGGUGGAGGAGGACGCCGAGGGUGGAGACGAUAAUGUGGCAUUGGAUGAGAGCGAGGAGGAAGAUGCUGAAGCAGAUUCUGUAGAGGAUUCGGACGUUGGGGAUGUAGAAAAGGUGACAAAGGAAGAAGCAUGGGAAGAGGAAGAAGAGGAAGAAAAAGAAGAGGUUAAAGCGAAAGAAGAGGAGGUAGAGACUGAAAGCGACGAAGAAAUGGAAAAGCAAAAGCGGUUGCAGGAUGCGGAGAAGGCUGCAGCUGAGCUUCCAUUUGUGUUUGACUGCCCGGAGUCUUCUGAAGAGCUGGCCGCAAUCUUCAAGAAGCACGCGCGAAAGUCUUCUGAAAAGCGUGGGCUUAUCUUGGAGCGCAUUGUGACAUACUACAAUCCACGAUUGAGUGUGGAAAAUAAAAGCAAGAUGAAGCGUUUCUUCGCGGUGACAGUGCGCCAGUUCCUAAUCUUUGCAGCGCGAUAUGCUGCACACAAGGAUGACCUUGACUUGCUUGCAAACACCAUGUACACGAUAGCUCAGCAGAUGGGCGACACGGCGGGCAUGGUAGUGCGUGAACUGCUUGCCCAGCUUUUUAAGCGUCUGCACAAGCGUGCUACCAUUUCUGCGUGGCCUACGCUUCCGGAGCUCCUUCUAUUCAAGGCCUUGACGUGCAUUUUCCCGACGUCCGACUUGCGGCACAAUGUGAUAUCUCCAAUGGAGACACUGCUCGGAGAAAGCUUAGCUCGUGGUGCGGUGAGUUCACCACAGGAGGCUACACAGGCACUAUUCACUGCUUCAUUAUCGCUAGACAUGACGCGUUUGAAGAAGCGCUUCAUGCCGGAGGUUGUGACCUUCCUCACUCGCAUUCUCCGUGCUUUUGUGACGUCGAGUUCCGAUGAGUCAAAGGACGACGACGACGACAAAACUUCAGUCCAUUGGCUACGUCGUGACCUGCUGGAGUGGGUGUCCACUCGCUCUGAAGAGAAGAUAUCUGCAUUACCGCGACUCUCGCUGGCUGGUAGCUCGACAUGUAGCGGUGCUCAAGUCUUGAGUUCCCUGUUGGUUCUACUGGAUGUUUCAUCGGCCCAGUAUGCAUCGCUGUCAUCCUUCGACGAACUCUUUUACCCGCUCUACCUACUGCUACAUGCUCUGGUGAAGCAAUUGGACGACAUUGAGAUCGUUGAAGUCAAUUCGGUCAUUUCAAAGCUUCACACACGUCUCGAGGCUUGCUGGAAAGCACGUCGUCCCCUUCGCCUGCAGAGUUUUGCACCACCGGCUUUACCAACAUUUGCACCACAGUUUGACGAGAACUACACCGUACGAAAGGACAAGACGGCACCAAAGGACACAGCGCAACUCAAGCAAUUGCAACGCCAAGUCAAGCGUGCACGCAAGAGUGCAGCACGUGAGCUUCGUCGUGAUGCCGAGUUUCUCCACCGUGAAAAGCAGAAGGAGGAAGACGCGAGACUGGCAGCCAAGGAAGAAAAACAAAAAGAAAUUCGUCGUUGGGUCGAAGAACAAAAUGCCACAUUUAACCAGCAAGUACGUAAGGGUGGCAAUAUGCUCAAAGGUGGAGGAUCAGCUCGUGGACCGGCCCCACGGGCACGUAAACCCAAAAUGUAG
Molecule: messenger RNA, 2724 nt
Organism: Peronospora farinosa
Lineage: Eukaryota; Oomycota; Peronosporomycetes; Peronosporales; Peronosporaceae
Source: the annotation of a GenBank genome assembly